CGUCGUUGACAAAAUUUUCUUUUUUGGCAUGAACAAUAUUUUUGAAAAAAAAAAUCUAGAUGAUUGCGCAAUAUUUUGCAAAACUUUGGCCCAAGUCCUUAAAAAGCACAAAAUUUAUUGCAUAAAAUGAGUCGCGGUCAGUAUGCUCCCAGUAGCAUUUAUACACGCCGCCAGUCUACGGAUGUCUUUUACAACGACCCAUUCAAAAUUCAAUCGUAUAACUUUCGCUACGCUGAUCGACCCGUAUAUCACGUUCAGCAAUACCAACGACCAGAGCCGCCGCAAUCGAAGCCUCUCACCUUCGAGACCUAUUACCAGAAUCCAAAGUUCAUCACCAGGUGUCAAGAGCCCAAGGCUGCUCCGGCGACGAGUGCCUUCGCUGAGAACAGGCGUCGCAGGUUUUUGAAUGAUUUCAAAUGCAUUUCCUCGUUGCCGAACAAAGUUAACAAUGUAAUGGUGUCCACUGAGCCGCGAAAGGAUAUAUCACUGACUCGUCGCCAGCUCGCUAGCAGUCCGCCCGCUGCGGUCUCUAACUUCCCACUGUUGCGCACCUGCUGCAAUCGAGACGAAUAUCAGACGAUGCGGCGUGGCCAGAGCUUUACCACAAUAAGGCAGAGCACCGCUAACUCAAAUGUGAACCGCAGAUGUGGCAGAAGUGCCUCCGUGUGCACUUUAAAGGAGCCAGAGAAAAAAUACUCAACGUGCACUUUUAAGGUGUCGCCGAGGCGCAGCGCCAGCAAUUGUAGCGGUUGUGCGAUCAACAUUAAUAUAAAUGGACUGGAAUCUGAGGCAGAGCUGGAUAAGAGUUUGCGAAUCAAGAUUGAAACAGAUGCCUGUCUGCACAACAAUACGGACAAUUAUAAGGUACAUAAAUCGACAGCGCGCAUCGGCAGCUCAGAUAGUUUUGUCAUUGACAAGCGUCUGUCCAAGUUUAGUUUACCCGAAGCCCGGGCCCAGACUAAUUCGUUGCGCAAGGCGAAUUGUGAACAAGAUCUUUUGAUAGCCAAACGGCUGCAAGUGCAUAUGGAGCGAAAACGUAUGGAACAGAUGUGUCAGCAGGAGCUACAAAAAGAACACCAGCGUAUGCGGCAACGUGAUCAGGAACGCGAGCGUUUCAGGCAGCUGGAAAGACAGCGCGAUCAUGAAAGGCUGCUGGAGAUAGAGGCGGAGCGGGAAAGGCAUAGGCUACGUGGGCUAGAGCGGGAAGCACAGCGAAAAAGAGAGUACGAACGUGUACGUUGCUACCAGGAGCAGUUGUGGCAGGACAGACAAAUGCGUCUGCCAAUGCGUGCCACGUCGUUGCCAACGUCAGUUGCAUCACCUGUAAUUAUGACAUCACAUCUAUAUAGGCCAGCUUCGACUGAUCGUCUGCCAGGCAUGGUGCCCUGCUAUGUCCAUCAGUCCGCGGCUAGUGCCAGCACGCAGACGGCACGAGCCGAGCGCUUGCAAAACUGCACUCGGAAUCUGACAACGUUGCGUUGCCUUAAGCCGCAAAUAAGUCCACAGCCGGAGCGGACGCAGUAUGAUCCACCACCAGCCAGGACACUGGAACGCCGCAGCUCGGGUAGCUCUAAUUACAAUGCCAGUGUGCUCGGGAGUGCCAGCAACGCCAGUCUACAGCAACGACGUCUGUCCGCCACUCGCCUGAAUGAGCGUAAAUUACUGAAUCUUCACGUGAACGGCAUGCCCGUCAGCUCAAGCCAGCCCAUACACACGCGCAUAAACAACAUGCCCAUACGCAUUACCACAUCGCAGCCGGUGGGUGAGGACACGGAGUUCUCAUUAAAUAGGGUGCGAGUCCGCAAUGCCUCGCCCGCAGCAUGCCCAGUUCACGAGAGGAGGCGCAGCUGCAGCAGCGAUGGUUACCGCAACGAAGAGUCAGCUUCCAUGCCCUAUAAUGUCAGCAUCAAUGUCUAUACGGAUAAUUUGCGCACGAUGCGCUUAUAAAUUGCAAAACCAAAUAUUUGCGGCUGAUAUAACGUCAGGAUAACUGUCAUGCGACUGAUGAUUAUAGCUUCAUUAUUCAGUUAUUUGAACGCUGUACCAGCCUCAAAUAUUUUCAUAUACAUUUUUGGAUUCGUGCUCAAUAUUGCGUCUGCCGUCUUAUGUCAAUUCCAAACUUUUCGCGUCCUAUUCGCUAGUAUUAUUAUUAUUUUAAUAUAACAUACAUUUACCUUAAAUACAAA
Messenger RNA from Drosophila montana, 2186 nucleotides. RefSeq names its product protein PRRC2C. Bases 127 to 1947 code for a protein of 606 amino acids. The record is from RefSeq and is a predicted model, not a curated record. Lineage: Eukaryota; Metazoa; Arthropoda; Insecta; Diptera; Drosophilidae. The transcript is spliced from 2 exons.